AGCCGUGGUCAUGUGACAGGAGGUGUGGUAUAUAGCGGGCUGCCGGCAGCUCCCGCUGUUCCUUCUGGAUUUGCAGGGCACGGGCGCUGGUCUCGAGAGUCCUAGCAGGACACAUGGAGUGUCCUUCCUGCCAGCAUGUCUCCUCGGAGAAGUCCCCCAGGUUCUGCAGCCAGUGCGGAGAGAGGCUGCCUUCUGCAGCCCCUGUAGCAGAUUCUGAGAACAGUAACUCCACAGUGGCAUCGGCCCCGGAGGGAGAGAUGGAGUGUGGGCAGGAGCUGAAGGAGGAAGGGAGCCCGUGCUUGUCCCUGGGCUCAGAGGGUUGGCAAGAAAACUCAGACGACCCCUGUUCUGAUGCCUCCUGGACUGUCCAAAGAAGCAAAAAGAAGAAAAGGAAGAAGAAAAAUAAUCUAAAUGACUCCGCUUCCUCAGAGCUGGCUUCCUUGCACCCGUCACCUUCCAGCCCCUGUCAUCUGACUUUGCGUUCAAACCUGGGGACUCAGGACACAGCCCUGCCCCACAGCCAAGCCCAGCAGAGUGGCCAGACUGGCCAGCCCAGCCAGCCCCCAGGCACAGGCACCAUGCCGCUGGAGGACGAUGGCUCCUAUGUGCCCACCGAGGUUGGUGACAGCCCCCUGCAGGCUCAGGCUUCAGGAGAGGCAGGAGCGGCCACAGGAGGCAGGGCUCAGAGCAGCCCCCAGCCUCAGGAGCACAUGGAAGGGGAGGACCAGGACGUCUCCAUCUCCUCUGGGGGCAGAGGCCUGUCCAAGGAGGGGGCCAGUCCCCCUACCUCUGCUGGUGAAGGCCAUUCUGGGACUGAAGAUGCCACCCAGGAGCUCCUGUUGCCUGAGUCCAAAGUGGGCAGCUCUCAGCCCAGGACAGAACCGCAGACCACCAGGCAGCAGACAGGGGCCCCAGCCUCUGGGGAAGGUGAUGCUGCAGCGGAGCCAGCCAAUGCGGUCGAAGGGGCUGGAAAGACGCAGAUGACCAAACAGCUGCCAGCAGCCACUCCUGCUUCCGAAACCCACUGCCAGGAAGCGGAGACCAAGAGCAAGGACGAGAAGACUGUGGCUGGAGAAGAGGUCGGUAAAAAUGAGCGAGGGGAGCCCGAAGACCCCAAGAAGCAGGAGGGGAAGAGCAGAAGUGCAGUUGCCGGGAAAAAGGAGGAGCGAAAAAACCAGAAAGCGGGUGUCCAGGAAGUGAAGCCGAGCAUGCUGAGCCCAGGUGGAGGAGUCACUGUGUACUUUCACGCCAUCAUCUCUAAACAUUUCUCAUUCAAUUCUGACCACCAUAAAGUCUUCAUCAGAGGGGGAAAAGAACUCGGGGAGCCAGAAUGGAACAGGAAUGUCUGUGAGCUGCACUGCACCAGAGACUUACAUCAUGAUGGCGUUCUUGUUGAAGGCAGUGCCGUCAUUUCCAAGAAGCACCUGGAUAAACAUAUUCCUUAUAAGUAUGUCAUUUGUAAGGACGAGGGCUCUACUGAGUACGAGUUCAUCUACAAGGCCCCGCAGAAGGACAGGGAGUACGUCAACCGUUGUCUCUACAUAAAAUCUUCCCUUCUGUCGGGCUCAGGAGACUGGCAUCAGUACGAUGACAUAGUUUGUAUGAGGCCUACUGGGAAAUUUUGGAAAUUACUGAACCACAUCACAAACGGGAAGAAGAAGGACGUGGUGAAGGGGAAGCAGAUUGCCUCCGCGGUCAUGCUGGACAGCAUCUUCAGCAUCCUGCAGGCCUGGGACACCAUCAAUCUGAACAGCUUCUUCACCCAGUUCCAGCAGUUUUACUUUGUCAUGCGAGAGCCUAUGAUUUAUGAAGGAGGUCCACAGCCGUGGACCGCUUUGCAGUAUGGGGAGAAAGAGGUGAAGGAAGACCUGUGGAACUAUCUGAAAAAGCAGAUGGCACCAUUUCUGGACAGAAGUGGGGACCAUUUGCCUGGAGACUGCCCAGUGAGGAGCAAAUUGAAAAUGGGCCUGAUUGUCCUUUUUAUCGUGGAAAAAUUGGAUUUUUCCUUACCAGAAGACGACCUGGACACCGUGUGUCACCUCCUGGCCUCAGACGCCAGCUCGCCGGCUGAGCUUCACGAUGACCUAAGCCACAUCCUUGAGACAGCUCAGGGGUGGCGUGAGUGCCUGAUGAAACUGUGCCUGAGGUGCGUAGACAGAAGGCUGUGCCUCUGGAUGGGCGCCCUGCCUGUCCUACACUGCUGUAAGGAGCCGGCACCACGGCCCAAGGACCCCUGGAGCCAGCCUGAGGACACCUGGGCUGCCCUGGAAGGAAUCCCCUUCUCACAGUGGCGGGAGCAAAUGCUAGCCCCGAGUUCAUUACUUCAGCUUAUGGACAGUAAGAGGCAUUUGCUGAACAUCGACGAGCCUCUCUUCCGAUCCUGGUUUAGUCUGUUGCCUCUGAGUCACCUGGCUCAGUAUAUGGGGAACUUCAUUGAGCACUUGAGGCCUUUUCCUGCUCAUGUCCUGGACUGCUUUCUGGGGACUUACUACCGGCUGCGGGGACUUAAGGAAAUCUCCUACUUGAAUCGGGAGGAUGUUCUGGACAUUUUAAAAACGCUGUUGCACCUCUUGGACGCUUACCAGGACGAGAUUUCCCAGGAGGCCUUGUUACCGUCCUACCUGACUGUGUGCCUGAAACUCCAUGAAGCUGUCUGCAGCAUUAUAAAGACGGUGAAGUUUUACGAGCUGGUGGCCUUAUCUGCCGAGAUUGUCUGCAGGAUGAUUAUAGUUCUGCCUCUGCUGGAUUCUGCAGGACAGGGAGAUGAAACUGGAAAUCAUUCAGUCCAAAGAGUUUUCCAAGGGACCCUUGCCGUUACGAAAAGGUGGCUCCGAGGAGUUUUUACAAGGAACAUGCUCGUAUAUUCAGGUGUUUCAUUCACGUACUCCGAGGAAAUGGAGGUCUGGAGGCGGCUGGUGGAAAUCCACUUCCCCAUGGAGCAUGGCUGGAAGGAGUCAUUGCUGAGAGACAUGGAAGGGAGGCUCAAAAAGGAGAUGCCCCUCUCCCAGAUCACUGCCUACUGCAGUACUCACUGGGACACCGACGGCCUGGAGGACAGUGUGGCCAAGACCUUCAAGAAGUGCGUCAUUGAAGCCGUGAGCUCAGCCUGCCAGUCUCAGACCAGUAUCCUUCAGGGGCUCUCUUGCCAUGAUCUGCGGAAAUUCGGCACCCUCUUAUCUGCUGUGAUCACCAAGUCCUGGCCUAGGCACCAUGGGGAAGCCGUGGAUGACUUGGAUGAAGUUUUCAAGCACCUGCUCACGUGGGCAGAUGUCAAACAUCUCUUCAAAUUGUGCGGAACUGAUGAGAAAAUAAUAGCAAAUAUUACAGAUGAAGGCAAGAAGUUGAUGGCUACGGCUGACACUGUGUUCAUGAAAGUCGCCAAUGGUCUCCUCAAUGGAACGAUUUUAGUUGGACAGCUGGAGCUGGUUAUGAAGCACAAGGAUCAGUUUCUUGACAUCUGGCAACUGAAGGAAAAAAGUGUUUCACCCCCGGAGGAAAACCGUGCUAUGAAUGAAGUAUUGGACUGGAGAAUCAAUGAACUGUUAUUUCUAAGGAAGGAGACAAGAUCUGUUGACAGUCUCCUGAAGAUGUGUGGGAUUGUGAAACCCCUGGUACAAGUGGACUUUGGAGAGCUUGCAAUAAGACACUCACAAGACCUCAGCAGUAAAAGAUUAGAUGAAGUUGUGACAGUGAGACUGCCCUCCUUCCCAAUCUUACAGAGGACAACGCAUUACAACCUGAGCCCCCAGCUCCAAGAAAUGGCUGAAAAGAUCGACCUGCUCAGAGACAGCCACAUCUUCCAGAUCUUCUGGUGGGAAGCCGCAGAGCCUCUUAGUGUGCCUGAGGAGGAACGGGAAGCUGCAGAGUUUCUGAGUGAGCCGGAAGAAUCGGAAAGGCAGACACUUCUGAUGGAAGAGGUGUAUGACUAUUUGUAUUUUCCCUCUUACAGAAAGUUCAUAAGACUGUACCAAGAUCUAAAGUCAGGAGAGGUCACCCUUGCAGAGAUCGACGACAACUUCAAGGACUUUGAGAAUAAAUAUGAGGACCUGGCUUCAGAACUUGAGAUCAUGCGGACUGUGGACAGACAGGGCCCGAGCAAUUGGGUCAGGGAGCGAGUGGAACAGAUCAAGGAGUACCACCACCUGCACCAUGCUGUCCGUGCAGCCAGGGUCAUCCUGCAGGUCAAAGAGAGUUUGGGACUGACCGGUGACUUCAGUGUUCUCAACACUUUAGUAAACUUUACUGAUAACUUCAACGACUUUCGUCAUGAAACACUGGACCAGAUCAACCAGGAGCUCAUCCAGGCCAAAAAGCUGCUCCAGGACAUCAGUGAGGCGCGGUGUGAGGCGCUCGAGGCUCUGUCCCUGAGAAAGGAGUUCAUCUGCUGGGUCCGGGAGGCUCUUGGAGGCAUCAACGAGCUGAAGGUGUUUGUGGACCUGGCCUCCAUCUCAGCAGGGGAGAACGACAUUGACGUGGACCGGGUGGCCUGCUUCCAUGACGCCGUGCAGGGCUACGCAUCCCUGCUGUAUAAGCUGGACCCCAGGGUGGGCUUCAAUAGAUUUAUGAAGCAUCUGAAAGAGCUGUGGAAGGCUCUGGACAAUGACCAGCACCUGCCCAGGAAACUGUAUGACUCUGCCAGGAACUUGGAGUGGCUGAAGAAUGUGAAGGAGAGUCAUGGGUCUGUGGAGCUCUCAUCCCUGACCCUGGCCACGGCCAUCAACAAAAGAGGCAUCUACGUGAUCCAGGCACCCAACGGUGACCAGAAGAUUUCCCCAGACACAGUUCUGCACUUGGUCCUUCCCGAGGGCCCCAGCAGCCACGAGGAGUCGCGAAAGUACUCUCUAGAGGAGCUGAAGGAGCUUUUGAACAAGCUGAUGCUGAUGUCUGGCAAGAAGGAUCACAACAACGCAGCAGUGGAGAGGUUUCAGGAGGUCUUCUGCAGUGUGCAGAGGCUCAGCAAGGCCUUCAUCGACCUGCGCUGUGCUGGGAAUAUGCUGUUCCAGACCUGGAUCGCCAGGGUCUACUGCUCCCCCAACCAGCAUGUGUCCCUCCUGAUGGACUUUGGCUUGGAGCUGGUGACGGAGCUUGAGGAGCGUGGAGAUGUCACCGAGGUGCUGGAAGCGGUCUGCAGGCAGAUGGAGCACUGCCUUGACAGGUGGAAGAGAUUCGUGACCCAGAAGCGCAUGGAGCACUUUUACCUCAACUUCUACACGGCGGAGCAGCUGGUUUACCUGAGCACCGAGCUCAGGAAGCAGACCCCCAGCGACGCUGCCCUCACGAUGCUGUCCUUCAUCAAAAGCCACUGCACGCUGAGGGAUGUCUCGAAGGCCUCUGUGGGGUGCGAGAGUCAGGCUGUCAGGCUCCACGUGAGGACAGUGAUGGAAGAGCUCCCGCUGAUGCUCUUCUCUGAGUCCCGCCUGGUGGACAAGGUGAAGGUCAUCAUGGAGCAGUUCAUGGGGUGCCUUCCUGCCUUCCUGCCUGACUGCUUUGACCUGGAGGCCCUUGGCCACUGUCUGGCUCACCUGGCAGGGAUGGGCGGGCCUCCCGUGGAGCGCGUUCUCCCGAGAGGCCUGCAGGUCGGCCAGCCCAACCUCGUCGUCUGCGGCCACUCGGAAGUGUUGCCAGCCGCCCUGGCCAUCUACAUGCAAACCCGGAGCCAGCCCCUGCCCACCUACGACGAGGUGCUGCUCUGCACCCCGGCAACCGCCUUCGAGGAGGUGGCGCUGCUGCUGCGCCGCUGCCUGACCCCGGGCUCCGGCGGGAACAAGAUCUACAGCCUGCUGUUUGCCGAUCAGCUGAGCUACGAGGUGGCACGCCAGGCGGAGGAGCUCUUCCAGAAACUACGCACCCAGCGGCACCGGGAGGACUACCAGCUCGUGAUGGUCUGUGAUGCUGACGGGGAGCACUGCUACCUCCCCUCGGCCUUCAGCCAGCACAAGGUCCUCGUCACCCCCCAGGAACCCCUCGAGGCCAUCCAGGCCUACCUGGCACGUCACUACCGGGUCCCGGAGCAGACCCUGUCGGCGGCGGCCGUGUUCAAGGACCGGCUGUGUGUUGGGAUCGUGGCCUCGGAGCGAGCAGGUGUUGGUAAGAGAGUGGUGGGGUGGGUGCAGUGGGUGGGCCCCAUCUCCCAGGGACUACCCAGGGCCCUUCCCCCUCCAGCAGAGGAAGCCUGUCUGCGGAUGGAGAAACUGAGUUUUGUUGUGACCAUGUCAUUCGUGUUUCCUUUCCAGCGGACACGUGCCCCCCAGUUCAAUUUUCUUGACAUCUUCCCAAAAGUCACCUGCAGGCCUCCCAAAGAGGUGAUUGACAUGGAGCUGAGUCCCCAGAGGAGUGACACUGAGCCUGGAAUGGAUGAGUUGGAGUUCUGCAGCGAGGCUUUCCAAAGACCUUACCAGUAUUUAAAACGGUUCCAUCAAAACCAAAACCUAGACACGUUUCAGUACCAAGAAGGCUCAGUCGAAGGCAACCCGGGGGAAUGCCUGCAGCAUCUCCUCAUUUACUGCGGGGUCAUCAACCCAUCCUGGUCAGAGCUUCGGAACUUUGCCCGGUUCCUAAAUUAUCAGCUCAGAGAUUGUGAGGCCUCUCUCUUCUGCAAUCCGAGUUUCAUUGGAGACACACUGAGGGGCUUCAAGAACUUUGUGGUGACCUUCAUGAUCUUUAUGGCAAGAGAUUUUGCCACACCAACACUCCACACCUCUGACCAAAGCCCGGGGAAGCACACAGUCACCAUGGAUGGGGUCAGGGAAGAGGACCUGGCUCCCUUCUCUCUCCGGAAGAGGUGGGAGUCAGAACCUCACCCGUACGUUUUCUUCAAUGACGACCACACCUCCAUGACGUUCAUAGGCUUCCAUCUCGAGCCUAACAGCCACGGCGGUGUGGACGCCAUCAAUCACUUGACGAGGGAGGUCAUCAAGAGAGACGUCAUGACCAUGGACCUGUACAAGGGGCUGCUGCUGCAGAGGGUGCCGUUCAAUGUCGACUUUGAUAGACUGCCCAGACAUGAGAAACUUGAGAGGCUCUGCCUGGCCCUAGGGAUCCACUGGGCCAUUGACCCUGAUGACACGUAUGAGCUCACGACAGACAACAUGCUGAAGAUCCUCGCCAUCGAGAUGCGCUUCCGGUGCGGGAUCCCCGUUAUCAUCAUGGGAGAAACCGGCUGUGGGAAAACCAGGCUGAUUAAAUUCCUUAGUGACCUGCGGCGUGGCGGUGCCAACGCUGACACCAUCAAGCUGGUCAAGGUGCACGGAGGGACGACCGCUGACAUGAUCUACUCCAGAGUCUGGGAGGCCGAAGACAUGGCCUGCUCCAAUAAGGCCCACCAUCAGUUGGACACCAUCUUGUUUUUCGACGAAGCCAACACAACAGAAGCCAUAAGCUGUAUCAAAGAAGUCUUGUGUGACCAUACAGUGGACGGCCAGCCCCUGGCCGAGGACUCCGGCCUGCAUAUCAUAGCCGCUUGCAACCCGUACCGGAAGCACUCCGAGGAGAUGGUCUGCCGUUUGGAGUCAGCAGGUCUGGGCUACAGGGUUAGUGCAGAGGAGACAGCCGACAGGCUGGGCUCCAUUCCGCUGAGGCAGCUGGUGUACCGGGUGCACGCUCUGCCCCCAAGCCUGGUUCCUCUGGUGUGGGACUUUGGACAGCUGAGUGACACAGCGGAAAAGCUCUACAUCCAGCAGAUUGUCCAGAGACUGGUUGACUCCAUCAGCCUGGAUCAAAACGAGACCCGCAUGAUCAUAAACGUCCUCUGCGCCUCUCAGGGUUUCAUGAGGAGUAGAGAAGAUGAAUGCGGUUUUGUCAGCCUCCGCGACGUGGAGCGCUGCGUGAAGGUUUUCAGGUGGUUCCACGCGCACAGCGCCAUGCUCUUACCACAGCUGAACGCUUUUCUGUCCAAGUCCAGCGCCAGCAAAAAUCACAUUGAGCAGAGAGACCCUGUCCUCUGGUCCCUGAUGCUGGCCAUUGGGGUGUGUUACCACGCCUCUUUGGAAAAGAAAGACUCGUAUCGGAAAGCCGUCGCCAGGUUCUUUCCGAAACCCUAUAAUGACAGCCGGCUGCUUCUGGACGAAAUCACGCGGGUACAGGACGUUUUUCUGGACGGCGUGCCUCUGAGGAGGACCAUCGCCAAGAAUCUGGCCUUGAAGGAGAACGUCUUCAUGAUGGUCGUCUGCAUCGAGCUGAAGAUCCCCCUCUUCCUGGUGGGGAAGCCCGGCAGCUCCAAGUCCCUCGCCAAGACCAUCGUGGCCGACGCCAUGCAGGGACCGGCCGCCCACUCGGAUCUGUUCCGCAGCCUGAAGCAGGUCCACCUGGUGUCGUUCCAGUGCAGCCCGCACUCCACCCCGCAGGGCAUCAUUGGCACCUUCCGCCAGUGCGCCCGCUUCCAGCAGGGGAAGGACCUGCAGCAGUACGUCUCUGUGGUGGUGCUGGAUGAGGUGGGGCUGGCGGAGGACUCGCCCAAGAUGCCCCUGAAGGCUCUGCACCCGCUGCUGGAAGACGGAUGCAUCGAGGAUGACCCCGCCCCCCACAAAAAGGUCGGCUUCGUGGGCAUCUCCAACUGGUCUCUUGACCCUGCCAAGAUGAACCGGGGUAUCUUCGUGUCGCGUGGCAGCCCCAACGAGAGAGAGCUCAUAGAGAGCGCCAAGGGCAUCUGCUCCUCAGACAGCCUCAUCCUGGACCGCGUCCAAGGGUACUUCGCGUCCUUUGCUAAAGCCUAUGAGACGGUGUGCCGGAGCCAGGACAAGGAGUUCUUCGGGCUUCGUGACUACUACAGCCUCAUCAAAAUGGUCUUCGCCACAGCAAGGGCUUCCAAUAAAAAGCCGUCCCCGCGAGAGAUUGCGCACGCCGUCCUAAGGAACUUCAGCGGCAAGGAUGACAUCCACGCUCUGGACAUCUUUCUGGCCAAACUGCCUGAGGCCUUGAGCUCAGAGGAAGUCAACCCAGUGCAGCUGAUCAGACAGAACAUCUUCGGGCCCUCUCAGAUGGGGCCGGGCGGACAGCUGGAAGAUGGUGAGUCCCGUUACUUGCUCGUGCUGACCAAAAACUACGUGGCGCUGCAGAUCCUGCAGCAGACCGUCUUCGGGGAGGACCAGCAGCCGGAGAUUAUUUUUGGUUCUGGUUUCCCCAAAGACCAAGAGUACACCCAGAUCUGCAGAAACAUCAACCGCGUGAAGAUCUGCAUGGAAACAGGCAAGAUGGUGGUGCUUCUCAACCUGCAGAACCUCUACGAGAGCCUCUACGACGCGCUCAACCAGUACUACGUCCGCCUCGGCGGCCAGAAUUACGUGGAUCUCGGUCUGGGGACCCACCGUGUCAAAUGUCGGGUUCACCCCAACUUCCGCCUGAUAGUCAUCGAAGAGAAAGAGGUCGUGUACAAACACUUCCCUAUCCCCCUCAUUAACCGGCUGGAGAAGCACUAUCUGGAUAUCAGCACGGUGCUGGUGAAAUGGCAGAAGCACAUGGUGGAGGAGCUCCGUGCUUGGGUGGAGAAGUUCGUCAAUGUCAAAGCAGAGCAGUUCCUGGACAGGCACAAAUACAGCCCUUCUGACGUCUUCAUCGGCUACCACUUGGACGCCUGCGCCUCCGUGGUGCUGCAGGUCAUAAAGAGGCAGGGUCCCCGGGCCUUGACGGAGGAACUUUACGAGCAGGUGUCCAGGGAGGCCAAGUGGAUUCUGCUGAACUGCGCCACGCCUGACGCUGUCAUCCGGCUGAGUGCCUCUUUGCUGGACUCGUUCACGGCGGAGUCGCUGGCACAUGAGUACUUCUACAAACAGAGGCACAACUCCUUUGCGGAUUUCCUUCAGGAGCACCUGCAGGCCACAGACCCGGCGUGCCACGCCGUCUUCACAGAGAUCACCACUUUCUCCAGGCUGCUAACAAGUCACGACUGUGAAAUUUUACAAUCGGAGGUCACGGGCAGGGCUCCAAAACCCACACUCCUGUGGCUGCAGCAGUUUGACACUGAGCUCUCAUUCCUCAAAGAAGUCCGAAACUGCUUAACGGACAGAGCCAAAUGUAAAAUCCUCAUUAUUCAGACAGACUUUGAAGAUGGAAUCCAUAGCGCCCAGCUCAUCGCCUCAGCUAAGUACUCUGCUAUAAAUGAAAUCAACAAAAUACAAGACAGCGGGGACCGUAUCUUCGUCUAUUUCAUCACCAAACUGUCCCGGAUGGGAAGUGGGACAGCCUAUGUGGGCUUCCAUGGAGGGCUAUGGCAGGCUGUGCACAUUGACGACCUCCAGAGAUCCACCGUCAUGGUUUCGGAUGUGACCAGGCUGCAGAGUGUCACCAUCAGCCAGCUGUUCGCACCCGGAGAGGAGUUGGGCUCGGGACACUGGACAGAAGACGGCCAUGAGGAGGCGAUGGAGACGGAGCCCAGCACGUCAGGGCCAGUGGCAGAGGAGGCCAUGGAAACAGAAAGCUCUGAGAAGGCGGACGAGGAGACGUCUGGGCUCGGAGGCGGUGAUGGGCAGAUCCUGGACACCACCAGGCUACUGAGGAGCUGUGUGCAGAGCGCCGUGGGCAUGCUCAGGGACCAGAAUGAGAGCUGCACGCGCAACAUGCGGAGGGUGGUGCUCCUCCUGGGCCUCUUCAACGAGGACAGCGCGGGCAACGCUUGUUUCUUGCAGGUGUCCAAGAAGCGCCUCAAUGUCCUUUUGAAGAAGCAAGAAGACAGCCAGUUCCACCUUCUGAAGGAGUGGGUGGCGAGGGAAGCCUCCAACCAGGACGCCCUCCAGGAGGCGGGCACAUUCAGGCACACGCUCUGGAAGCGGGUACAAGGUGCUGUGACCCCCCUGCUGGCGAGCAUGAUCUCCUUCAUCGACAGAGACGGCAACCUUGAGCUACUGACCAGGACAGGGACUCCGCCCUGGGCAAGAGACCUUUGGAUGUUUAUUUUCAGUGACAUGAAGCUUCUGAACAUUCCUCUUGUGAUGAAUAACUUGAGACGUCAAGGUGAGAUGGCCUACAUCGUGGUGCAGAACCACAUGAACCUUUCAGAGAACGCGUCCAACGAUGUCCCGUUCAGCUGGAGAAUCAAGGACUAUCUGGAGGAGCUGUGGGUCCAGGCCCAGUACCUCACGGAUGUGGAAGGACUGCCAAAGAGGUUCGUGGAAAUCUUUCAGCAGACUCCUCUGGGCAGGUUUCUUGCCCAGCUCCAUAGAGAACAGCAGCAGGAACUUCUUCAGUGUUACUCCAAGGACUUCAUCCUCUUGACCAUGCGCGUAUCAACGAGGGAGGAAUUAAAGUUUCUGCAGAUGGCUCUGUGGUCCUGCAUCCGUGAACUAAAAGUGGCGUCAGAAGUGCCUGAGAAAGAGGUUUCCCUGCCAUGGGUGCACCUAGCCUACCAGCGUUUCAGAAGCCGGCUGCAGAACUUCUCCAGAAUCCUGACCAUCUAUCCCCAGGUUCUCCGCAGCCUGAUGGAAGCCUCUCAAAACCACGAGCUGGCUGGACAUGAGAUGAACCUGGACGCGUUUGCCGCAAUGGCCUGCACCGAGAUGCUGACCAGAGACACCCUGAAGCCCAGUCCCCAGGCGUGGCUACAGCUAGUGAAGAAUCUUUCCAUGCCACUGGAGCUCAUCUGCUCCGAUGGGCACAUGCAAGACAGCGGGACCCUGGCCCAGGCUGUCAUCAGGGAAGUCAGAGUCCACUGGAGUCGGAUUUUCUCCACUUCGCUCUUUGUAGAGCAUGUGCUCCUGGGAAUUGAGAGCCAGGUCCCCGAGUUAAGCAAGCUGGUGACCGAGCACGUCUUCUUACUAGACAAGCGUCUUCGAGAGAACUCUGACGUCAAGACCCGCAGGCCUUUUGAGGCCGUGAUGAGCACUCUCUGUGAAUGUAAGGAGAGAGCCAGCAAGACCUUCACCAGGUUUGGGGUCCAGCCAUGCCCCAUCUGCCUGGGAGACGCACAGGACCCCGUCUGUCUGCCCUGCGACCACGUGUACUGCCGGCGCUGCCUAGAAGCCUGGCUGGUCUCGGGGCAGAUGAUAUGCCCCUUCUGUUUAACUGCCUUGCCAGACAAAUUCUCUCCAACUGUUUCCCAAGAGCACAGGGAAGCCAUUGAAAAGCACGCCCGCCUCCGGCAGAUGUGCAACAGCUUCUUCGUAGACCUGGUGUCCACCAUGUGCUUCAAGGACAAUGCUCCGCCUGAGAAGGAGGUGAUCCACAGCCUGCUGUCUCUGCUGUUUGUCCAAAAGGAGCUCUUAAGAGAUGCCCACCAGAGACACCGCGAACACACCAAAUCCCUCUCUCCAUUCAAUGACGUGGUGGAUAAGACUCCCGUCAUCCGCUCGGUGAUACUGAAGCUGCUUCUGAAGUACAGCUUCGAUGAUGUAAAAGAUUAUAUUCAGGACUACUUGACCCUGUUAAAAAAGAAAGCAUUCAUAAUUGAAGAUAAAACGGAACUGUACAUGCUGUUUAUCAACUGCCUGGAGGAUUCAAUACAUGAGAAGACCAGUGUUUGCUCCAGAAAUGAUGAACUGAACCACCUGAGAGAGGAAACUGUUUUCCUUAAGACAUAUUCUCCAGUGCGACGUGGCCGAGAGCCUGCCCACGAGGCCUCGGUGGAAUACCUGCAGGAGGUGGCCCGGAUCCGCCUCUGCCUCGACAGGGCUGCGGAUUUCCUCUCGGAGCCCCAGGGAGGCCCAGAGAUGGCGAAGGAGAAGGAGUGCUACCUGCAGGAAGUCAAGCACUUCUGUACCCGCGGCGGGAACGACUGGCACCGGGUGUACCUGGUGCGGAAGCUCAGCAGCCAGCGGGGGAUGGAGUUCGUGCAGGGCCUCUCCAGGCCGGGCCAUCCGUGCCAGUGGGUGUUUCCCAAGGAAGUCAUCGAGCAGCAGAAGGACCACCCAGGCCAGAUGGAUUGGUACCUGGUGUAUGGCAAUGAAUACAAGGCCCUCCGAGACACUGUGGCCAAAGCUGUCCUCGAGUGCAAGCCGCUGGACAUCGAGACUGCUCUGAAGGCCUGCCGGACCCCCAGAGCCCUGCAGGCAGUCCACUUCCUGUUGGCGCUGUUUAGAGAGGUGGCUAUUCUGUACAGAUCCCACAAUGCGAGCCUCCACCCCACGCCAGAGCAACGUGAAGCUGUGAGCCAGUUCAUUGGCGAAUGCAAGAUCCUUUCAUCUACUGAUAUCAGGCACUUUGCAACAUCUCUCGUGGACAAUUCUCUGCCAUUGUUGAGGGCGGGCCCCAGUGACAGCAGCCUUGAGGGCACAGUGACAGAAAUGGCCAUUCACACUGCAGCCGUCCUUCUGUGCGGACAGAAUAAAGUCUUGGGACCCCUGAAGAAUCUGGCCUUCUCCCCAGCCGACAUGGCGAAUGCUUUUCUCCCAACCAUGCCUGAAGACUUGCUGGCUCAGGCUAGGAGAUGGAAAGGUCUGGAGGGAGUCUCCUGGUACACUUGUCCCAAUGGCCAUCCUUGCUCCGUGGGAGAGUGCGGCAGGCCGAUGGAACAGAGCGUAUGCAUUGACUGUCGUGCACCGAUUGGAGGCGUUAACCACAGACCUCAGGACGGCUUUAAAAUGGUCAGCAACAACGAAGACAGAACGCAGACUGGCCACGUGCUAGGCAACCCACAGCAGAGAGACCUGGUGGUGACGUGUGACCGAGAGCUGCCCCCACUGGUCUUCAUACUUAUCCGGCUACUUACUCACUUGGCUCUGCUUCUGGGAGCUGCCCAGAGUCCCCAGGCUCUGAUGAACAUCAUUAAGCCUCCAGUGAGGGAUCCACAAGGCUUUCUGCAGCAGCACAUCCUGAAGGACUUGGAGCAGUUGACCAAGAUACUGAGACACAGUGCUGAUGAGACCACCAGUGUAGUCCACCUCGUCCUGCGCGGGCUUCUCCAAGAGCGGAACCAGCUCUCUGGCAAGAGACUUUUAAAUUUUGACACAAGACUGUCAACUAAAGAAAUGAGGAACAACUGGGAAAAGGACAUUGCGGCUGUGAUUUCGCCUGAAUUGGAGCAUCUAGAUAAAACCCUUCCCGCCGUUAAUAUUCAGAUCAGCCAAGAUAAGCGUAUCAGCUCUAACCCUGUAGCCAAAAUAAUAUAUGGUGACCCAGUGACCUUCCUGCCCCACCUGCCCCGGAAAAGUGUGGUCCAUUGCUCUAAGAUUUGGAGCUGCAGGAAGAGAAUUACAGUUGAGCACCUCCAGCACAUCGUGGAACAGAAAAAUGGCAAAGAAAGAGUGCCCGUCCUCUGGCACUUCCUGCAGAAGGAAGCAGAGCUGAGGCUGGUGAAGUUCCUGCCUGAGAUUUUGGCCCUGCAAAGGGGGCUGGUGAAGCGGUUCCAGAACGUCCCGCAGGCUGAAUACCGCUCCAUCAGAGGCUUCAUCAGCAGCCACAGUUCAGAUGGGUUAAGGCAGCUACUGCAGAACAGAAUCACCAUCUUUCUGUCGACAUGGAACAAACUGAGAAGAUCACUUGAGACAAACGGUGAGAUCAGCCUACCUCAAGAGUACUGCAGCACGGACUUGGAUCUGGACACUGAUUUUGAGAUCCUCCUGCCACGUCGACGGGGCCUGGGUCUCUGUGCUACCGCUCUCGUCAGCUACUUGAUUCGCCUACACAAUGAAAUCAUCUACGCGGUGGAAAAAUUCUCCAAGGAAAACAGCAGCUAUUCCGUGGAUGCCUCUGAGGUCACUGACCUGCACGUCAUGAGCUAUGAAGUGGAGCAGGACCUGAUCCCGCUGAUUCUCUCCAACUGCCAGUACCAGGUGGAGCAGGGCAGGCAGACCCUGCAGGAGUUCGACCUGGAGAAGAUUCAGCGGCAGAUCAUCAGCCGCUUCCUCCAGGGCAAGCCCUGGCUGAGCCUCAAGGGAAUACCCACCCUGGUAUACAGACACGACUGGAACUACGAAAAUCUCUUUAUGGACAUCAAGAACAAAAUGCCACAGACCUCCCUCCCCAGCUCAACCCUCAGUGCCAUCAGUGGACAGCUGCAGUCCUACAGCGAUGCCUGUGAAGCGCUGUCUGUCAUAGAAGUCACUCUGGGGUUCCUGAGCACAGCAGGCGGGGAUCCAAACAUGCACCUGAAUGUGUAUAUUCAAGACAUGCUGCGGAUGGGCGACCAGACAGCGCAGGUGUUACAGGCCCUAAACAGAUGCCAGUUAAAACACUCCAUUGCCCUCUGGCAGUUUCUGUCUGCUCAUAAGUCUGAACAGUUGCUGCGACUGCAAAAGGAGCCAUUCGGGGAAAUCAGUUCGAGGUACAAAGCAGAUCUGAGCCCGGAAGAUGCUAAGCUCCUCGGCACAUUCCUGAAUCAGACUGGCCUAGACGCUUUCCUCCUAGAGCUGCAUGAAAUGAUAGUCUUGAAACUAAAGAACCCCCAAACCCAGGGGAGCUUCAACCCUGAGUGGAGCCUGAGAGACACUCUGGUAAGUUACAUGGAAACUAAAGAAAGUGAAAUUCUUCCUGAAAUGGAAUCUCAGUUCCCAGAAGAGAUACUGCUUGCCAGUUGUGUCUCAGUGUGGAAAAUAGCUGCUGUCCUGAAACGGGAUCGACAAAUGAGAUAGAAUUUCCUCAGCUGUCUUUGAGUAAGACUUGGGAGAGAAGGCUCCUCUCUCCUCGCCCCCAGCAUGGACUUCAUCAGUGACUGGUGCCUUUGCAUUCAGAAGGAAAGCUGUCAGCAUAGCACCAAAUUCAAGACCAAGGCGUGCUACGUGAGCUGACAGCUUUCUGAAAGCCAAGCUGUUUCUGAACCAUGCAUAUAUAUAUUCUAAAACUUUCUCAUCAUAAGUACUGUUCAUUAGGAGAUGACAACGAAGAUCAGAUGAAAUUGGAAAUAAACCAGUUUACAUCCCAGGAGGCAAGCAGCUCAGCCACACGCAGCAAUGAUCUGUGUCUGCAGCCCGCUUGCCUCUGGCACUACCCACCCCCCCCUUUUUUUCCUAAAUCUGUGCUCAAAGAAGAGAAUCUCCCUUUCUUCUUUCUUCCAUGUCCUUAAAUUCUGAGUACCGUACAUAUACUUCUGGGUUCCCAGGAUGAUGUGAAAAAGUGCCAGACUGUUUUUUGUCUUCUCACAAAUACAAGAAAAAUCAGGGCAUUUUGUGAGUGCCUUAAGACUAAACUAACAAGAUCUGACCCAUACCCUCACAAUGAGUCACUGUCAGAUUUCAGAGGGUAAGAGCCAAAAGACUCAUUGUGAAAAGCACCGGACUUGGGCCAGUGACACCAUCAGGGCCUCAGUUUCCUCAUGCAUAAAAUGAAGGGAGUGGAUUAAUGGCCAAAGAUUCUUCUGAUCCUAAUAUUUUAAAAUUAUGAGAGAAACCAGAAGACUGUAAACCUGGGUCCCAGGCCUGGUUCUGGGAGUUCCGUGGGGAGCUUUUAUUUAUCAUUAUGCCAAAUAAACACGCAGACUCCAUGUGCUCUCGAGUA
This is a messenger RNA of Cebus imitator (Panamanian white-faced capuchin), 16356 nucleotides long. RefSeq names its product ring finger protein 213 (gene RNF213). Gene Ontology annotation, molecular function: metal ion binding; ATP hydrolysis activity; ubiquitin-protein transferase activity. Lineage: Eukaryota; Metazoa; Chordata; Mammalia; Primates; Cebidae. The transcript has 65 exons. Gene Ontology annotation, biological process: sprouting angiogenesis; negative regulation of non-canonical Wnt signaling pathway; ubiquitin-dependent protein catabolic process. The coding region runs from base 114 to 15494 and encodes 5126 amino acids. The record is from RefSeq and is a predicted model, not a curated record. Gene Ontology annotation, cellular component: cytosol; membrane; nucleolus.